Messenger RNA from Cajanus cajan (pigeon pea), 2397 nucleotides. RefSeq names its product rab GTPase-activating protein 22. Lineage: Eukaryota; Viridiplantae; Streptophyta; Magnoliopsida; Fabales; Fabaceae. Gene Ontology annotation, biological process: activation of GTPase activity. The record is from RefSeq and is a predicted model, not a curated record. Gene Ontology annotation, molecular function: GTPase activator activity.
UAUGCCUUCUUGGAUUAUAUUCUUUCUUCCAUUUCCAUCUCAUCCAAGUGCUUUACCCUCACGCAGCGACAAAGAAAGACAAAAUCAUAAAUAAACAAAACAAAGCUUCAGAAAAAGCAAACAGAACCUGAACCUGGCUUCGGCGUUUGGGUCACCGGAGAAAAGAGCGCGGCACGAGGCGGAGGAGAGAAAAGGGUCUCAUAAAAAGGGCAUUGCGGUAAUUUCACCCCGACCCUCUCUCUCUCUUCCGCCCCAUGUUCACAUCCACCCACUCCAACACCAACGCCAACACCAACAGCGACACCACCUUUCUCCCCGUCGGUGGCGGUGGCAAGUGCAAGUUCUGGUUGAUGGCCGCCGCAGCCUCGCCCUCUACUCCGGCAGUGCUCUUCACCGCCCUCGCCGGCGUCGCCAUCGUCGCGGUGAUUUUCUACGGAGCCAGUAGGGGUCGGAUUACAUCACCAUGGUCGCACAGGAAAAGAAAACACGUCCUUUCGCCGCAGCAAUGGAGAAGCUUGUUUGCAGAAGAUGGUAGACUCUGUGAUGAUGGAGUUAAGUUCCUGAAAAGAGUGCGCAGUGGAGGUGUUGAUCCUAGUAUUAGGGCUGAGGUUUUCCCAUUCCUGCUUGGAGUGUAUGACUUAGACAGCACCAAAGAGGAAAGAGACGUUAUAAGAACUCAAAAUAGAAAGCAAUAUGAGAAACUCCGCAGAGAAUGCCGGAAACUCCUAAAGAAAACCAAUGAGAGAAGUAAGUUAGAUGAAGAUGGUGAAAUCAGCUAUGAGGGAGAUGGUGAAAAUUUAUCUCGAGUUUCUGGUUCUAGUUCUGAUGACGCAGCCAGUGCUAGACAAUCUCUUUCUAGCGAGGAUAGGACCCCUGUUGUUGAACAUUCAGACGAUCCAUACAGUGCCCUGUUGGAAGGAGAUGAUGUGCCUAAUGCCAACAAUGCUGACGUGUCUACCCUGGAUACUGAUUUUUCUGAUUCAGACUCCUCUGAAAGUCCUGAAGUAAUUCAGGAAGUUCCUACUGAUCAUGUUCAGGAACACAAUGAUCCCAAUAAAGCUUCCGAUGAAGUCUCUACUCCCUCCAAAGCAAAAUCCCCAACAAAGCUACCAACUACUGAAGAUUUUUCCACCUGGCAACGGAUUAUCCGACUUGAUGCUGUUCGUGCCAAUGCAGAAUGGAUGACAUCUUACCCCUCUCUAGCUGAAGUAUCAGACAGCAGGGCACAUCGUACUGCUGAGGCUGUUGGAUUGAAGGAUUAUGGUCACCUAGAGCCUGGCAGAAUCUUCCAUGCUGCUCGACUAGUUGCUAUUCUUGAAGCAUAUGCACUAUAUGACUCCGACAUCGGCUACUGCCAGGGUAUGAGUGACCUGCUAUCUCCUAUAAUCAGUGUUAUAUCAGAGGAUUAUGAGGCUUUCUGGUGUUUUGUUGGAUUCAUGAAGAAGGCACGACAAAAUUUUAGGCUUGAUGAGGUGGGUAUUCGCAGGCAACUGGAUUUAGUUGCAAAAAUAAUCAAGUUUAAGGAUGCCCACCUAUUCAGGCAUUUGGAAAAGCUUCAGGCUGAGGAUUGCUUUUUCGUUUAUAGGAUGGUGGUCGUAAUGUUUCGAAGGGAAUUGACAUUUGAACAGACUCUUUGCCUAUGGGAAGUAGUGUGGGCAGAUCAAGCGGCAAUCAGGGCAGGUAUUGGGAAAUCUGCAUGGAGUAGAAUUAGGCAGCGUGCCCCACCAACAGAUGAUUUAUUGCUUUACGCAAUAGCGGCUUCUGUGUUGCAGAGAAGGAAAUUGAUCAUUGAGAAAUACAGUAGCAUGGAUGAGAUCAUUAAGGAAUGCAAUAGCAUGUCAGGACAGCUUGAUGUUUGGAAACUGCUUGAUGAUGCACAUAAUUUAGUGGUCACCCUGCAUGAUAAAAUAGAGACACCAUUCUCUUGACUGCAAUAAACCCGCUAGUUUACAAAGUUAUGGAAAACAAUAUUAUCUUUUAGACUACCGGAUUUGUCCUCUGCAUCUAAAAUAAGCACUGGAGCUGCAAUAGCUGUUGCAUACUACUGAAGUCUGCUGCUUAAACUUGCCACUGCUUAUUUGCUUGAUUUUAUUCAGACAAUGGUAGUUAAUGUGUGGAUUUUGCCCUCAAAUGGGAAUGUUGUCUUUUUUGACUCGAGUCAGGAGAUAUUUUCCUCUUGGGCUCUGCUAACAUGCGUGCCAUCUGAAUAUUUCAGAACCAUUCAUCGCUUCACCAGGAUGCUUGAUUUUCAAAGUUUAAGUGAACAGAUCAAAUUCUCAAACGGUUGAAGUUUUACUUAAUUGACUUUUAGAAUCCAUAUCAUUUAGCUUUUGAUUGAAUUAGUAACUGGAUGUUUGAGUUUUCCAUGAGGUCAAUUAAUUGUUGUUAACAUCUUUA